Vigna angularis (adzuki bean) is the source of this 1121-nucleotide messenger RNA. RefSeq lists its product as uncharacterized. The record is from RefSeq and is a predicted model, not a curated record. The transcript has 2 exons. The coding region runs from base 112 to 573 and encodes 153 amino acids. Lineage: Eukaryota; Viridiplantae; Streptophyta; Magnoliopsida; Fabales; Fabaceae.
UCAUUAUAUCAGUGGUACAGAGUCAGAAGGGAGUGGCAGAGUCUGAAUGUGAGAAAGAGAACACGAAAGGGAGCUUAGGAAUGGGAUGAAGCUAUCAAGGAAAACCCUGAAAUGAUGGUUUGGAAUGAGGGCAAAGGAAGCAUGAUGGAAGAACUGGCAAAGGAAGAGUUGGAGCUGCUUGAAGCUCAAUAUCCCAACCAGCAUGAGUAUCUAAAAAAUGAACUCAAGUCCUUCAUCUUUCAACUCCAGACCAAGAACAUGGAUUCUGAACUUCUUCUAGAAAACAACCUCUGCAACAAUCACCUUGUUUUCCUUGAUACUGAAGAAUCCACAAGCCUGGAGGGGCAAAGGAAGAGCAGUGACUGUAGUUUUGAACCUGCUUCGGCAGACAGAGUAGUGAUCGAGGGGGAGAUGAGCGGAAGUUCUGAGCUUGAAACUCCCAAGAGUGAUUUGAUAAAGCAUUUCUCAAGCAAGAAGAAGAGGAAAGACAGGGUGGAUUUGGUUCUUGAGAGAGCACAAGUUUGUCUAAAGAAAAUCAAACACUUGAAGACAUCCCUACUUUCUCCCUUCUGAAGUUUGGAAGUGAAUGUUUCGUUUGACUCAUGUGAACCUGGUGUUAGAAGAACGUGACUAGGGAUUUUUUGAUGCUGUCCACAUGGUGCUGUUUUGUUUUGAUUAUGUUGACCCUGUAAUUGGAUGAUAGCGCAUAGCCGUUGUGGGUUUUGUCUGGCACAGAGAAUGGCUCCAAAGAUUCUUUUGUGGCUCUAUUAUGCUUUUUGCCAAAAUAUCAAAGUUGUAAAUUUUCUGUGGUGUAAAGGAGCAACCGUGGACAGAGGUACAGUCAGUCAAUAUCCAUGUUGCAGUAUACUUUAUCAAAAAGAAAGUCUCUAUUUUUUCCUCUUUUUGGCUAGACAAUCUUGAACUUAAGAACGAGAAGGGCCAGAUUGUGACUAUUAAAUAUUCAAAUACAAAUACUGCCACUGUCACUUUAUUAAAUAUUUCAAGGACUAUAUGAUUUGAAACCGUGUAACAAUCUUUCCUGCACCUUCAUAGUUGGAUUUCGGUAGCGUUAUUUAUAGGUCAAACCAUGUUGCAUUAUCUUUACAUUAACAGUUUUUUAA